Monascus purpureus is the source of this 2787-nucleotide messenger RNA. The record is from the annotation of a GenBank genome assembly. Lineage: Eukaryota; Fungi; Ascomycota; Eurotiomycetes; Eurotiales; Aspergillaceae.
CUCGUGCCCAAUACAUGUGAACGUUCACCUGGCCGCAGGAAUUCUAGUCGCCGAAAUAUGCCGCCUAUCCCAUCUUCGAAGCAAGCUCGUGCCCAAUACAUGUGAACGUUCACCUGGCCGCAGGAAUUCUAGUCGCCGAAAUAUGCCGCCUAUCCCAUCUUCGAAGCAAGCUCGUGCCCAAUACAUGUGAACGUUCACCUGGCCGCAGGAAUUCGCAGCUCGAAAUCUUCCCCUCGAUGCAAUCAUUAGUCCUCUCCCACUCGCCCUUGAACACCGGCCAUUUCGGCCAAAUCGGAUUCAACCCCAAGAUAUUAUCAUUGAAUCUUGAUCGGCCAGCCAAUGCUGAAGGGCGCAGCUUGCGAGACACUCCAUCCUCUUACUUUAUGUCCAGCCGUCCAACAGUGGACGAUCCGCUGAAGGCUUUCAAGGCGUCCAGACAGCCAGAAUCCGCGGAGCCCCGUGCUGUAACGACAGGCAGUGUUUCCGAGCCAGGGGUCUCUCAGACUUCUGCGACUGCGGGCGUUCACUCAUCUCAGAGUAUGCUCGCUUUACGAGAGCCCGUGCUCCCUCCCCAAGAUCUGCUUAUUUUUGACAGGCAUGGAGCGCCCCAAUCAAUGGAGCCCGCGUACGUUCCAUCAACAUCAUCAUUGACAGCUUCUCCGCAUGCUGCGAUCAGGGCACUGGCGCAGAGGCCAACGCGCCGCGCUAAAGCGCAUGUGGCUUCGGCAUGUGUGAACUGUAAGAAGAAACAUUUGGGAUGCGAUUCGGCGCGACCUUGCAGAAGAUGCGUCUUGUCUGGAAAGGCAUCGACGUGCGUAGACGUCACACACAAGAAACGAGGGAGACCGCCGCUGCGAGCGGAGGAGACCUCUAUGAGACAUCACGAAACCUCAGCCGACAACACAACGGCAUCCGCUGGGUUACGACAGGCGACGACAACAUCGCCAAGGACGACAGCGACAUCAUCCCAACCAAGACGGGCGCAUAGCCACAGGGCAACUUCUUCUCGCGAAAUACGACCGAUAACGGAUUUACAAAUCCCUUAUGAAGGGUUUGGGAAUGAUUCACAGAGGUGGUCGUUUCCAUUUUCUCCCUCUCGAGCAAGGGGGCAUGCUCCGCUUUCUCCUGUAAGACACGGGGAACGGCCAUUCUCUUCAGGCGGCCUACCUCGACACAUGCCACCCGCCACUGUUAUGACCGCGGGCAGUUUAGUUCGUUCGCCUCCAAAUAUGACUCUCACUUCGCUCCCUGAUGCUGUUGUUGGACCGAGGAGACAGCCGUAUUCAUACCCCGGGCCCAUACCGAUACCCCCAAUUGCAUCUCAGUCGCAGUACGAACAUCCACCUGUGGGCGGCCCACUUUCGCCGUAUCCCGAUAGAAACAGGGCCUCGGUGCCGACGAGUUGGCCAUCGAUGAACAGAUCGACCUUGCCGCUACCGAGGGAUCGUGGUGCAAGCUAUCCCGAGUCACCAGUAAGGCUCCCACCGAUCUUGCCCGCGCUCUCUAGUACGGGUCCAGGACCAAUCCCGAAUGCGGGCUUUGUCCCCCGAUUCAGUGACCCAUAUCCGGGGCCGAGAUGGUCAUGGUCAUCGCGGGGCAGCGACAUUUUUGGGCGAGAAGACCAGAAUCAGAGUCAGGGACAUGUCCAGUCGCGACCACCAUCCCAAGUAGGGACAGUGGAAUCCGUAUCGCCUCGUACCCAGUUGUCCCAGUCACAAACGUACGACAUGAGACAUGCAUCUGGUGAUCCUCGGUCUAGACACAGUGUGGCGAUUUCCCCACUGACUGUACCGAUCGACCUAGGGCAGCGGCUCGCUGCCGUUACUGGUACGGGCUCUAGUAGCGGGGAACCAGCCAAGCCCGAGACUGAAGACAAUGAUGGGUCGAGACCCAAGAAGCGGCAAAAGAUGUCCCUGGAUGAUAUUGUGAACGAUUAGUGAGAUAUUACUGUGUACCCUAGCCAGGGAGGGCUAAUAGCUUCUCCUUUGACGGGAAUUGCCUGACACUCAUCCUGAUGGCUCUCGUUCCUUCGCGACUAUACGAGUCUCGAGAACUCCAUCGACUCCGUUUCCGGUAAUAUAAUCUCGAAUCAUUACGUCACGGUCUAUAACGGCAUGGCUCUUUUAAUUCCUGCUGUCAUUGAUUAAGAGAACUUGGGAUUGCUCUUCUUGCAUACUUCCGCGUCUGCAUAUUAUUUACUGACUGCUGCCCUCAGAAGUUCGAUACUUCUAUUGUUCUCCUGAUUAUUUCUCUGUAUCCGGUACGACAUAUUGGCAGAUUGCAUUGCAUUGGGUUCAAUGUUACUGCUUGCUCGUCUUCAAAUGAUACCCGAACGCACUCGUUCUUGGACUUUUAUCUACACAACUUUCUUUUCUUUUCUUUUUCACCGUCGUGUUUUCAUUCUCAAACGGGGAUCUUGGACUGGGCUGUGAUUAUUAUUGGGAUGGAUGGAACCAAAGUAGGCACUUUAUGAAUUUCAUUCACAUUGUAUUCUAUUUUUUUUUUUUUUUUUUUUUUUUUUUUUUUUUUCUUUUCUGAUGAUUUUAUUCCCAUCUGAUAAAUGGCCAAUUGCAUGCAUGGAGAGAAAGAGAGAGAAAAAAGUGAUAUUUGGACUAUUGUUUCCUCCCUGUUAUUAGGCGGGCUAAUUACUAUUUAAUGAGACCUAAUAAUGCUAUAGUGCGAACUUCGAAGCAAGACUUGUGCAAUAAUAGAAGUAUGCAGUGCACUACAUAACCUUCAGUCAUAUGCACUGGUCUUGGCCUGUGCUCCCUGGUCCUCUUUACCUUG